Messenger RNA from Penaeus chinensis, 10428 nucleotides. RefSeq names its product potassium voltage-gated channel protein Shaker-like (gene shaker). Gene Ontology annotation, molecular function: delayed rectifier potassium channel activity; protein binding. Gene Ontology annotation, biological process: protein homooligomerization; potassium ion transmembrane transport. Gene Ontology annotation, cellular component: voltage-gated potassium channel complex; membrane. The record is from RefSeq and is a predicted model, not a curated record. Lineage: Eukaryota; Metazoa; Arthropoda; Malacostraca; Decapoda; Penaeidae.
GGAGGAUGAGGGCUUCAUCAAGGAAGAGGAGCGUCCGCUUCCGGACAACGAGUUCCAACGGAAGGUGUGGCUGCUCUUUGAAUACCCGGAGAGCUCGCAGAACGCCCGCGUUGUGGCAAUUAUUUCCGUCUUUGUUAUUCUCCUGUCCAUUGUGAUCUUUUGCCUUGAGACGCUACCGGAAUUCAAGCAUUAUAAGGUGUUCAAUACCACGAACAACGGUACAGUGGUCGAGGAGGACGAGGUUCCUGAGGUUACAGACCCUUUCUUCCUGAUAGAAACCAUUUGUAUCAUUUGGUUUUCAUUUGAACUACUAGUGAGAUUUUUCGCGUCGCCGCUUAAAGGAGCAUUUAUGAAAGACAUCAUGAACAUUAUCGAUAUUGUAGCUAUCAUUCCUUACUUUAUUACGUUGGCUACCGUUGUCGCUGAGGAGGAGACCGAGGAAUACGUGAUUCCGGCGGAGAGUCUGUCGCCGCACGAGAAGGGGUCAAACCAGGCCAUGUCCUUAGCCAUCCUUCGUGUCAUUCGACUGGUUCGAGUCUUCAGAAUAUUCAAGCUUUCUCGACACUCCAAGGGACUCCAGAUCCUUGGAAGAACGCUCAAGGCAUCGAUGAGAGAACUCGGCCUGCUCAUAUUCUUCCUCUUCAUCGGUGUGGUUCUCUUCUCAAGCGCUGUGUACUUCGCCGAGGCAGGUUCAGAAAAAUCUCACUUCAAGUCAAUUCCCGAUGCCUUCUGGUGGGCGGUCGUCACCAUGACAACUGUGGGCUAUGGAGACAUGACGCCCGUUGGAGUCUGGGGGAAGAUUGUGGGGUCCUUGUGCGCCAUCGCCGGUGUGCUGACGAUCGCUUUGCCCGUCCCUGUCAUCGUGUCAAACUUCAAUUACUUCUACCAUCGGGAGACAGACCAAGAGGAGAUGCAGAGUCAGAACUUCAAUCACGUCACCAGUUGCCCGUACCUUCCUGGCACUGUUGGCCAGCACCUGAAGAAGGACUCGUUAUCGGAAUCCUCGUCCGACAUCAUGGAGCUGGAGGAGGGCAUGCUGAUGCAACAUGAUCUCAGUAAAAAGCAGAAUUGCAACCCUCGCCACAACAACAAUAUAAACGCCAUGAGCAUCGAGACUGAUGUCUGACACUUGUGUGUCACACAGGACUCGAGUAGUGCCAAUAUAGUGUGCACGAAGUAACAGUUAAACGUUGGUGGAGCUGCCGUAUCAUCCUCACACUACGGAUCUUCGUGGUGGUGGAGGCAGCCUUGAAUGCACUCGGGUCAUAUUGGGUCAGGAGGUCAAAGGUUUGUCUCUUUCUUGGAAGAGAUGAUCCAGUUUGGGGAUGAGAGAGAAUUGGAGACAGAGAAACGGAGGAAAGAAAAUAUACAGUCAAGAAAAACGGUUACCCUAGUCAGGCUCACUUCUUCAGGGUAAAUCAAUAGAAAAACACAAAGAAACGAGAGAGAAAAACGAUAGUAAAUUGGAGCAGAUAAAGGCAUAAGAAAAGGCAAACCAGGCUCGAAGAUCAGGUCACGCCAUUAUCACAGGAUCACCACGUCAGACAUGCUAGGGAAGUGGGCCUCUGCGUCGAGACCGAAGACUCGCCACGCCCACGACUCCGCGCACAUACGACCCCAAAGGUUUCAAGGCAGCCGAAGUUCCCAGAUGAAAACAACAACCACUGACCUAUGACCUCCAUUCUUGACCUGAUUUGACCGCAGAGUGGCGCAAAAAUGCAAUCAAAAUAGCGCAAGAUAGGAAGGCUGCAUAGCUGGACUAAGAAGUGUUCGAUAUACUGUACAUGUGAUAUCCCCUAAUCUAUAUAGUGGAAGAAUGACCUCAAUUAGAAAAUAAUUGUUUUCUCAGAUAGGAAAUGUCUAAAUUUGUUUUUUAUAAUAAACCAAUUGGUUGUUAAAUCAGUGUGGUGAUAGUGAAUGCCGCUGAGAUGAUGCGUGCGUUGGGAUGAGCCCCUCUGGGACCUCGAGCAGUCCUCGAACGCCCGCUCCUCUCCUGAAGAAGGAGGACCUGGGGAAGGGAGGGCUGCCGCCGGACUCAGAGCGGCUCACCUCGUGACGCGGUUCCCAAGAAGUGGUUCAAGUUUAUCCGCUACCUAACCCCUUCUCUAGACGGACUUGCAAAUGUUUGAUAACCCUAAGGUCCCCAUCGUGCCAGGGAGGUCACUUCCCCUCUGUUGAUCCCCCCUUCCGGUAACCCUUCUCCAGCCGAGUCCAGCGCCCCUGGGCCGCGGCGGCGCUCGAGGAGGGCUUCAAGGUAUACACGCUCUCUGGCAUAUUCUCCUUCCGUCUCAACUUUAUCCUGCCGCUUCCAAAGAACACAAGGUAUCUGCAAGCGGUCCUUGGAAUCCAUAUCUUACAGCUCUGGUUCUCGGGUGGCCCACCAGCUUCAUGGGGUGUCACAGGGCGCCCCGGGGUCCUUUCCGGACGGACGGGCGACCCGGUCGAGUCCUCCUGAAGCUGGUGAGCCGCCCUUAUUUCAGAUCCCAUAGUAGGAGCAUUCUAUGGUAGUGGACCCCACGUAUGACUCCCCCCAACUGCCCCGAAGCACCACCACUGUUGUUGAUUUUUUUCCUUUCAAUCUUAUUCCUGAUCUGCCAUUUUUCUGGUGUUUGUAUUUUGAGCCCUCACUCCCCUGGACUCUUCCUCGACCACGCCUUCCCCAGCCCCACACUUUGAACGACUACUACGACCUCCUCUUGGCCUCUUCUGCCGCAGUAGUUCUAACCCUCGAAGUAUUAUAACCAACUCUUUGGAACUACCUUCCUCCCUCUCCUCCCCCCCUCCGCCUCACCCCACCCCUCCCCUCCCCCUUCUUCCCCCCUUCCUCUUCGCCAGAUGCCAAAGUGUUUGCAAGGACCUCCAGUAGUAGCAGUAUUUCCCCCGUGUGGGCAGAUGGGGGGGGCAGCUACGGGUGAUAGGAGUGAAAACCUUUUGGGUAACUUUUCUUCAUAUGAUCCCCUACCUAAUGUCAUUCCAACUCCUACAUGAAUUAGAACUUUCCCAGGUUGAACAGCAAUAAGGCAUAACAGUUUAUCAAUACCAUUGUAACUUUAGGAUUUGUUUUUUGUUCACUUUGCAUAAUAACAGUUUCGAAUAUUAGCUCUUUACGAUGCAUUUCAUAAUAUAUUGUUGUUCAACUGUUCCCCAAUAUACAUUCUCCUGUGUUAGUAAGUCAAGUGUGGGUACGAUGUUCGAAGACCGUUGCUGGUGAUAAAAGGUGCAUCAUUGCACUGCUGAUAUUGAGUGAUAUAAGGCCGAGGGGUUCCCCAGGAGUUCCUAUGGGGUUCCCUAGGAGUUCCGAAGUGUUCCCCAGGAGUUCGUGAAGGAGUCUCCGGGGUCCCCUAGGGGUUAGUCUUCCCCUUCUGUGACCACUGCUACCACCUGCUUCCACAACCCACAACCAUCGCCAAAUCCAAUGCCCGCUGCGCAGCCACCCAGUAGAAGAACAAAAAAAUGAUAAUGAUGAUAAUAAUAAUAAUAAUAAUAAUAAUAAUAAUAAUAAAAACUUGUGCGCAAACGGACGGGGAGGAACAACAAACAAAUGAGCAACGAAUGAUGCAGCUGCCGUGAUCAGACUCCGUUUAGUUACGUCAAGCAAGUGGUGAUGUUUGUGCCUGAAGCAAAUUAUACUGAAGCUUUACAAAGAAUGUAUAUAUUCGUUAUUCUAGUGAUUCAUUAGUUACUACUAAGAACAAUGGCCUGACUGAAGGAGGGAGGAAGGGACGUUAAAGAAAGCAGCUGGCGCGACAAUUUUUUCUCUCUCUUAUUUUUUUUUUUUUCUUCUUUUUUUUUUUUUUUUUGCAUUCUGGAAGUAGUAGUGAAAAUGGUGGCAGUAAUAUGUGCUGGAAAACCUCAGCUGUGAGACACCGCGUGCGCUAGAGCUGACAGUAUGCUCCUCAACAUGCUAUGCGGGAAUUUGUUUUCAAACCGUCUUAUUCAAACCUGAACUUCAUAACUAUAAGAUAAUAAACCAGCACUGUUCUAAGUGCUGGAUAAUCCUCGGGUUGUUUCUUUUUGCCACAUUUAUUGGAUGGUUUGAGAUACCAAUUCGGUGAGGUUGGUACCCCUGUGCGUGAAAAUGGCGCAGAAUAAAAAUAUAUAUAUAUAUAUUAUUAAAAAACACACAAGAACUGAAGAAAACAAACAAAAAGUAAUGUCAAAUCAAAGAAGUCACAAUCCUCAAGUAUCUUUGUGAGAAUGAGAUGCCAAUAUUUCCACAAGACAUCGUGAGGUAACCAAGUACUCAAGCCUGGGUCAUGAAGAUGAUUUCUGGCGGUACAUUAAAACGGGGAACACUGAAGACACGUGAACACGAGGCGAUCAGUAGUGAUAGGUUUACGAUGGACGUCCAGAUACGAAACAGGAUGGCUUAGUGAAAAAAAGGCUAUGAACUUAUAUAAAUAAAUAUAUAUAUAUAUACAAUAACGUUGCAAUGCUUCAGGGUCUAUAAGGCAGGAGAGUGCAAAAUGGAAAAUAAAAGGAUAAAACGAAGGAAGUGUUAUGUACGUUACGAAGAAAAGUGGAAAGCGAAGCAUGGAGGAAUUACAAAGAGUUAUAUAUGUAUAGAUAAAGUAUAUAACUUGUCAAGAAAGGUUUAUUGUCAAGACUGAUCAGGAAAACGAUAGCAGAGAUAUGGAUACACGAAAAGUAUAGAAAAUAAAGGGGCAGAUAAAAGGAAAUAAACAAAAAGUAAUAAGUAUAAAACAAAGAAAAUGCAGAGCAAGAAAACAUUCAUUGGCAAGUCCCACACACACGAAAAAUAAUGCUAAUAAACCAAAAAAUAUAUAAAUGAAAUAAACAUUUACCAGAGUAGCAGAAAUGGGUGUAGUUUCCGUCAAAGGCACAAGUCACAGAGAGCCUCAUCCCCUCUCCGAUAUAAGAUGUGCCGCCCUAUCACUCAGGGAGGAUGCUACUAUCAUUACAAACAAAAAUACUUAAAAAAACAUCGGAUUUUUAAAUUUCAGGAGGUUCCCUUUUUUUGGAAAUUGUUCUCAAGGCGCCCCCUCGCCCCACUUCCCUCUCUCCCCUUCUCUCUCUAGCCUUGGGGACCUGACCUCUUGAGAUAGCUGAAAUUGGUGAAGAUUUGACCCUAAAGCCCCUUCAGUGCUUCGUAAGAACUCUCGGAGAUUAUGUCAGGUUUCUUUUUCGAAAGUAGACAUUUUUAACCCUUUGGGACGAAGAAGCUUUGUAAGAAUCCAACCUCGUGUAAUUCAAACAAUUUUCAAUCUUUGACGGUACUUCCUACCGAUGUAAGCUUGGCAUUUUCUUUUCUUUUUCUCCGAUUUUGGAUAGAAAACUUGAUAUUAGUGAGUGGGAAAAAUACCUCUGCUUGGUUUAUCAAUAACAUGCUCUAGAAACUAGCCUAUCGUAAAAAAUAAACCCAAGUAUAUAAUCUUCCAGUGUUCUUACGUUGACAAGGCAUAACCCCUAAGCCCAUCUUUUGCGCACUGUCCGAGCGCAGGAUGCUUAUGGAGGGCCACUGACGCAGGCAGCUGGAAUGGACGCCGUAAGGAAUCGAGUAAGACUAGCAGAAGCUUUGAAUCUACAGUAAAGAGGAAAACAGACCAGUAGUGAAUUUAAAAUACAAGUGAAAAAAAAAUAUGAAAUAAUAACAAUAAUAAUAAUGUUCAAGUAUUUAGCUUGUCAGACUUAAAUGAUAUUUAAAGUACACAUAAUUAAAACUGCCCAUUCAUCACUUAACCUGCAUAGACAAUUCAGGAGGUAUCAGCUACCGAGGUGUACGAAAUAUAAAAAAAGACACGUUUUGUGUUCAUAUCACAACCUUUCACCCCUUUGCCUUUGCAUCGUUUAUAGCCAUAUUUCCUAAGUGAUGAUGUUGGAUUGUCUAAACAUAUCGUUCAUUCAAAAUAUGAAGCCUUGUCCUUUGUGUGAAUCAUCCUCACUUAUUACAUUUUGAAGUUUGUGUCCUCUUUCAUCAUUCUUCUUUGUGCUGCUUCUUCUUCAGUCAUAACUUCAGCCAGACAUCUACAGUGUAAAUAAUAAUGGUUUAAGUAAGUGGAUGACUGUACCCGGUGCUAAAUUUCCUUUACAGUCAAGGAAGAGGAAAUAAAUACAAAAAAUAUGAUGAUGAGUAAAAAAAAAAAAAAAAAAAAAAAUAUUGCAAAAAAAUAUGAGGUUUAGGUCACUUGUGUCCCAUGUUAUCUGCAGGUACUGUAGUGCAAGACAGAAAUUCAGCCUAGGUCAUCCAAGCGAAAUGUUAGAUCAGGUCAGGCAAAUUUGUAGAGCAAAUCUUAGAAAACUUGUAUGUAUAGCUAGGAAUGGAGAAAAAAAAACACACAAGAAACGGAAGAAAAAUAAAUGCUAAAGAGAAGACGGAAGCCAGGAGAUCGGUUAUUCCAAUAGUGUUGUGUAUUCAUUGCUGGAUAAGGGUGAGACUCGGGCAAGACAGGCACUUGAGGUUUUAAAUGAUUUUCUUAAAUUAUAACUGACUACCUCCCUCUGUAUUGUACAUGUAAGACAGUAGAAACUACAGCUAGUUAUCUUCACUUGCCAAGCUCAUACUAGUGUACAGGUGACAAGAAAAAUAUUGAUAACAUGAAAUGAAAUAGACCAUUAGAAAACAAAUGUAAAACAUCCACAAAUCUUCCUCCACUCUGCUUCAGCCAAAUUGAGGAAAAAAAACUGUGAACUAUCAUCACAGACAUGCUAGAAAAGUUUAUGAGAAAAGUCAUGUAGGAAGAAAGAUUAUGGAGAAGGACUGCAUAGGACCUAGGCAAAUAUCGCAAAUAUCUCCCCGACUAGUUUGUAGGUGAUGGUUAUCAUGCCUAUGAAUAAGAGUCUAGUUUAGAGAGAUAGAAUACCAAGUGAGUAAUUACCCAAAUUGAUCAGCAUUAUGAUAAUUUAAAUAGGAUGAUGAAAUUUGUGACAGUUCGCCUCUCCAAGAUCUGAUAAAGUGCAUUGCUUCAUUAUAAUUGAAGAAAUGCAGUCAAGUUUUUAUAUGUUUCUUUCUAAAGGCCUGUAUAUAUUCUGUAAAUAAUUGACUGAUUGUUUGUUUUACAUUAAGCCUGUUUAUUGUUGACGGUUUGAGAAUCUUAGAUAAUUAUUUUCUCUUGUUGCUGCAUGAGAACUUUGAACAACUCUUAACCCAUCAGGUUUUGUAGGUGUGGCCUCUUCCUCGUACUGCUUGUGAUUAGCUUACUGGGAGAGGGCCCCACCAAUCAGAACUUAGAGUGGGCUGCCCGUCCCAAGGUGUCCAAAUGCAGUCUCAAGUUUCCUAAUCAACUCUCCCCUUCUUGAGCACUAGAAGUAGGCACCAGCAAGAGGGGCGGGCAACCCAACCAUUUGCUUCAUACUUUAUCUAGGAAGAACCUCUAGAGCAUUAUUUGCUUGCUAGAUUACAAAAAAUAUUGGAAUAAAUGACCACUAAACAUUUCAGACGGCCGUAGUUCCUCAAAAUGCUGUAACCUCUUCAGCUAUUUAUGACUCAGCUUAAUCUAGAGAGACAAUGUAGUUGAUCCAAGACUGGGGUAGUUCACUGUGGAGUGAUCAGUUAUUUUGAUCCUCAGAUGGUAUUUCAAUAAGGCUAAUUUUCUGUGUUGUGAAUAUGAAAAUCAGCUUUAUAGGAGUGCCAUGCAAGGCUCAAAGUCGCUGCUCAGGUCACAAAUCUUGUUGGUAGAUUCUUCUGUUGCAUCAUACAUCAAACCAGUUUUUGGUACUUUGUCUUGAUAUGUGACGAGAUCAGUCAUUAUGAGCCUUAAGUGGGAUCUCCAAUAGGGUUCAUUUUCCUAAACGACAACACACGAGAAGGUGAUCCUUUUGCGAAAGUGCCGCCUGAUGCUCCAUAACGCAGGUCGCGUCACUAAAGUGCAGCGGUAAAACUUCUUCACUUGAGUCUUUCUCUCCAUUGUCUCUUUACAUAAUAAGGUGCCAUGUACUCCCAAGUUUAUCUUACUGGCUCCCUCUUCCCCCCCCCUCUUUAUUAUAUUGUAUCUAUGUUACUUUGCUUCAAACAGUUUUCUUUGUCCACUCAAGGAAAGAAAAUAUUGUUAGCAAACUGCAGCUACCAAUGACUAUGCCAACUCUUUCCAUUCUUUUCAGAAUUAUUCGUAGUGGUAUAGGGUUUCAAAUUAUUGAGACUUUCUCCAUUUAACUUUAUGAUGACUGCCUGUUAAUGUAUAUAAUACAAAUAAAAGUUGUUGGUUAAAUAAUGUAACAACAAUUCAUCGUCAUCCAUUCCAAAUCAAAAUGAAGGCAGAUGAGCUGUAAUUAAGAGAUACUAGGCAACCUAAUUCCAGGUAUUAUUGAUUAGGCUCUCCCUUUCCAUAUUUAUCCCUCCUACCCCUCAAUUACCUGAGGGACGGGAGAGAGACAGCGGCAACCCACACGCAUACCUGGGGCACGAGUUUCAGAUUGUAGUCAAGAGAAACUCGUCCCCACUAGAAAAUGGAGGGGGUUUCUUGUGCUGUCUGUCUGUCUCCCGGCCCUCGUAUCUGCUUCAGAAUCAGAGACAUCAAUGGGUUCCCAGAGUCGCAAAAAAUGGAAGAAAAGAAAAAAAGUUUCAAGGGGAAGACAGGAAGCAAAUGGGGCACCACUUUGGUUCUGAUGCUUCCUGCUUUCUCCUCCCACUGAUUGUGUACCAACCAUUGCAUGUCUCUGUAUUAAUAUGGUAAAUAAGAGAACCUCACCUGUUAUGGAUAUUUAAUUUUAGCAUGUUUCUUUAUAUGGAAUCACCUCUUUAUAAUAGCAUAUAUAAGGAAUUGAGGUAUUUAAAUUCAUUAAAAAAUAAAUAAUAAUAAUUAUAUAAUAAUAAUAAUAAUAAUAAACUUAAACCUCAUUAAACAUUUAGGUCAAACAUUCUGCUAAAAAAAUCACCUGGGAACUGAUCAUUUAUUAAAUCAAGUCAAUACUUAUAGGGUAUUUACUGAAAUUUGUUCCAUUUUGUUUAUUUUCUUGGGGCACAUUACUGGACCAUUGUGCUUCAAUUGCUUUCAUGUUUGUAUCCACUAGAGCAUGAGGGCCGCGUGCAACUUUUCUUGCUGCUGCAACAUCCAUCAAGGCUGAAUUUCUGGCAUUAGUUAUUUUUCUUUUUUUUAAUCUUUUUUUUGUCUCUCAAAGCGUAGAAUAUCAACCUUAAUUCAGGAUCGCGGCUUGAACAGCGCUGGCCCUAAGGCUUUAUCAGUAAUCAGUGGCAUAUUCAGGUGUUUGAGGUUAAUUAUUUUGGAUGGCUUUAAAGCAUUCUAUUAGUUGUAAUCAUAAAGACACAAGUUAAUAAACAUGCAGAUUGACUAAUUAUUUGUGGGAGGGAACUUAAAUAUUAACUACAAUAAAAAAAAUAAAAAAAAUGUUAAAUGCAAGCAAAAUUGAUCAUAACAAAAAACGACCCUAAAAUGGUUUUUAAAUUUCCAUUGAUCUACUUCAAAUUCCAUGUAAUAAUAUGCCAGGAUUUGCCACUCAAGAGAUAAAGACAACACAAACAGUAAAUAUAAUAAAAAAAAAAAUAUAUGAAUUAAUACGAAUAUCUUAAGCGCAUCCCAUUCAGCCAUUUCAGCCAUUAAACCUGUGCCUUCUAUCCAAAGCUUCCACGGAGCGAUUCAGCGGCCGAGCUCUCAGACGGCACCCGAGAGAAAGCAAAACGUUCAGCAAUCAGUCGUCGCGAUUCUUUCUUCACACUGUAAUAUCCAAAUCAGCUUACAGAUCUUGACCGCUCAAGCCCUUUUGCCGUCUCUUGGGUGGUGUCUGAGGGUUUCUGGCCACGAGCCUUGUUCAACAUGUCCAUGAACACAUUUUUAGCCUUCAGGAAUCUACAGCUUAUUAAACAAUAUGCAUGCAAAAAGUAAAAAAAGUUAAUAAAAUAUUUUAGAAAAUACCCCCCUCAAAAAAACCCUUAAAAAAAAUAAAAAGAAAAGAAAAAGAACAAAAAAAAAAAUAAUAAUAAAUAAUCAAAUCCAUCAAAGGAGCCUCUAUAUGGGCCAAGACUUUCUCUUUGGACAUGUUGAACCUGGCCCUGACUUUCGUCAACGUUCCACUAACCCUGUGUGAUGGGAGAGCAGAGCUGCAACUCUAUAGGUGACGAGGUAUGCGAGAGUACAAGCCUGGGUUGCUGUGUCAGGUGCUUGCAUUGCCUGCGACUGGGGUGAAUGCCUGUGCCUGAUGCGCUCCCCGGGCUUCAACAUCGUUCAUCCCCGUCACAUCAUUUGUUUUGCUAGAUUAAAUAUGGCUGUUAAGUCUAUGUUUACAGUCUUUGCCUUCAGGUUAUAAGAUUUUCAGGUGACGUUCUCUGUAUUGAAGAAAAGUACUAGGUAUUUAACAUUUCUUCCUUGCUAUUAAGGUCCAUUGUUGUAUAAGAUUAUGAAAAGAUUUGGACCUUGGUAGCUGCAGGAUGGACUGGAUUCAUUGAAUCCCCUCAUUAUUUUGAUCUUGUAUCAAAGUGUGUGCUUUUUCAUGCCAAUAAACUAAGAAACCAGUUAA